This is a messenger RNA of Phragmites australis (common reed), 1091 nucleotides long. RefSeq names its product probable carboxylesterase 3. The coding region runs from base 294 to 1091 and encodes 265 amino acids. NCBI's taxonomy places the organism in Eukaryota, Viridiplantae, Streptophyta, Magnoliopsida, Poales, Poaceae. The transcript is spliced from 2 exons. The record is from RefSeq and is a predicted model, not a curated record. Gene Ontology annotation, molecular function: hydrolase activity.
AUGUGCCGGCCCUGCUUUCGUUGUAAUGCACCGAAGUUGCACGCGAGCGCAAUGGGAAGAAAACAAGACAAGAAACAAUUCCAACGUCAAGUGGAGCAUCACGAGAAUAGCGUGCUUUGAAAACGCUGGGGUGUGAAAGUAAUUGGCGAUUUGAUGGUAGCAUAAUCUGAUUGAAUUUAGCGCCGCCGCUGCUGCAAAGCAUAACCCAAAAAUCUUCACGGCCUCACGUCCUGCUAAUCUGCUGCCCGCCACCGAGCACUUUGGUACGGUCGAGUAUUUGCUAGACGCUGGGAAUGGAUUCCGGCAGCACAGAGAUCGUUUUCGAGUGCGAUAGCUUCCGGCUACACAGCGACGGCCACGCCGAGCGUACCGGCGGCAUGGACAGGGUUCCCGCCGGCUUCGACGCGGACACCGGGGUCACCUCCAAAGACGUCAUCAUCGACGCUGCCACCGGCGUCGCCGGGCGGCUCUACCUGCCAGCCAUCGAGGCGGCCCCGUCGUGCGAGUCCGACAACAGCGCCACGACGAUGCUCCCGAUCCUCGUCUUCUUCCACGACGGCUACUUCGUCGUCGGCUCACGUGGUUGUCCUAGCUGCCACCGCUACGUGAACUCUAUAGUCGCCAGCGCCCGCGUCGGAGCUGUCUCCGUCGAUUACCGCCUCGCGCCCGAGCACUCGCUUCCUGCUGCCUACGACGACUCAUGGGCCGCGCUCAACUGGGCGGUUUCCGGCACGGACCCGUGGCUAUCCAGCCACGGCAACCUCGGGCGCGUGUUCUUGGCCGGCGUCAGCGCCGGCGCGAACAUCGCCCACAACAUGGCCAUCGCCGCGGGCGUGAGCGGCUUGCACGCCGUGGAACCACCACGCGUAGAAGGCGUGAUCCUGCUCCACCCUAAUGCGCAGCAGGAUGUCGAAACACGCAGCACGCGCUUGUGGACCGAGUUACCAGUCUUGGCACUGGAGGGGCUUGUGGAGUGUGGAGCCGACAAGCACAUGAUUCGCAACCACCGCCAUUGCAUCAGAGAACAGGGUCUUAUAGGUCUUUCGUACGGAGGUUAUACAGAAUUUGUUUAUAGAUUGUGGGACGUGUGA